AUGUCUGACUAUUAUGGCUGCUUUAAGAGUUCAAUGGUGAAGAAGAUAAAUACAACCUCAAGGCGUCUUGCAGAUAGGAAGGUGGAGAGGUUUGAGAAGAAUAUCAAGAAGAGAGGUACAGUGCCUGAAACGACAACAAAAAAAGGGAACUCUUAUCCUGUGGGACCUGUUGUGCUUGGGUUCUUCAUAUUUGUUGUCAUUGGAUCCUCUUCUCCGUUUUCUUUUAUUGCCAGCUUUGUUUCAAAUAAUCCGAACCGCAACAAGUGGAGGCAUGGCUUGAGUAACGCACUUUCCUAUUGGCAGGGACCCCAGUCGGAAAAUACCCUCACAUCUCCGAUGAAAACAGCUGAUUGCCAAAACCGGACAGUUCUGGUGUCAGCUGAGAGGGGAAGAGACACUGUUAGCAAAAAUGAAGGUUGGAACUUUGCCUCCGGUUUUAAUUUGUACUAUGCGAGAGACGUCACCAAGAUAAACUCGAUUUAUGGAUGUUCUCAAUUCAGAAGGUAUGUGAGGACGAGUUCAUCGUAA
Molecule: messenger RNA, 528 nt
Organism: Ilex paraguariensis (yerba mate)
Lineage: Eukaryota; Viridiplantae; Streptophyta; Magnoliopsida; Aquifoliales; Aquifoliaceae
Source: the annotation of a GenBank genome assembly